AAUAGCGGGUCUGGGAGUGGGAGGAACAUCUCUGCUGCGAUCCUUCUUGCUUUGUUACGUCUGGGAAGCCAUUUUGGAAUUCUGCUUGUAGUGCCUGAUAAUUACGUACACAUACACACUGUCAACUUGCAAACUUUUAUGUAUGUUCACGGAUAAAUAUUAUUUUGUUAUCUGGGUUAGGAUCAUCGAACGCACCAUACCUGGAAUAGACGCCUCGACAUGCGGUUUGAAGUUAACGCAUCUUGCAAGACAGAAAUGUGUGGAUCUUUUUCAACUGGAUUACGCUCAUAAGAAUAACAGAUGGGCUCUUAUCUGACGGUCUGAUCGGAGAAUGACCAUGGAUUUCUCUCGCCUACACACAUACACUCCUCCACAGUGUGCUCCAGAGAACACAGGAUAUACCUACUCCCUCAGCUCCAGCUACUCGACUGUGGCCCUAGAGUUUGAGAAGGUGCAUCAGAUCGCUCCCGUGUUCAACUCACCCAGGAUGUCGCGGCGGAGCCUGCGUCUGCAGACCACUGGCGGUCUCUAUGGCAACGACAGCCUGGCUGACUUCUCCUCCCAGAGCCACAGCAGCGGAGGGUCCAGUCAGAGAGAGUCAUGGAUGGUGAGGAGCAGAAAGCAUCAGCAGCAGUCUGCCUCCAGCUCCCUGUCCCUUAACCAGUCCCUGUCCCUGAACCAGUCCCUGUCCCUGAACCAGACGCCACGCAAGACCCUGUCCUUCUCCACUACCAACACUCCCUCUACGGGCUGCACCACUGCCAGCGAUGCCUCCCUGCUAUCCUCCAUCCUGGACCAGUCCAGCCUCCGCCAGCGAUCCACCACCACUACUACCACAGAUGGCUACUGGGGUUCAGAUCAGGAUACCAGUCUGAAAGGGAGGAGUUCAAGGACGGACCACAGCUCAACGGGUGCGAACGGCGGCAUCAACACUGUGUCGCACAGCCACGCCAUGGUCGCCAACGGUUACAUCUGUAAAGACUGUUCCAUACACUCUGAGAGGAAAGAAUCUCUCACCACGUACUCCUCCUCUUCCUCGUCUCAGGCUGCCUCUGCAGCAGCAGCUGCCGCCACCUUCUCCUCUUCCUCGUCUCAGGCUGCCUCUGCAGCUGCCGCCGCCCUUUCAUCCUCUUCCUCGUCUCAGGCUGCCUCUGCUGCAGCAGCUGCUGCCGCCAUCUCAUCAUCAUCAGCCUCAUCCUCCAGUUUAUACAGCACGGUCAAGAGUCAGAGGAGCAAGACAGGUCUCCUGGUGUCAGUCUCUAACACGUGUGUCCACUACAGCAGACGAGCCCUGACCCCCAUCGUGUCCCUGAUGACACUGCUCUUCCAGAAUUUUCUGUGGCUGGGCACAAGAGCCAGGAGCCACUCAGGCAAAGGUGUCCUGGCGUCCCUCUUAGACAGGGCCAGAUGGGCUGUCUCCUCCAGCGCGUCCCGUGUCUCUUGGCUCUUUAAGCAGACCACUCUCCACAGGAUGAUGGGCUACAGGGCCAACGGCUACGAAGGCAAAGCUCACUCCAGUUACUGUGGGAGCAUGAAUGUAAAAGACCACGUGAUGGGAGACGGACACCACCACUUUUUGAAUGGCUCGUUGUGUGACGACUGUAAAGGGAAGCAGCACCUGGAGACCAACACACUGGUCCACAGUCACACACAGACCUCCAGAACUCACCGUCUACUGGGGGGUCUGUGGACCCUUAUAGUUUACACAGGCUACUGUCUGCUCCAGCCAGGUUACUAUGUAGUGAGGGCAGGCCUGGCGCUGGGGUCAGCAGUGGGGUCAGCAGUACGCUCAGUGUCUCAGAGACUGCUGUCAGUGCUGUGUCUAGUCCUGGGAGCUCCAGGUAAAGCAGCCAGGCGGUUGUUGUGGUGUCUGGGGACAGGCUGGUACCAGCUGGUGUCUCUCAUGUCUCUGUUCAACGUCUUCUUCCUGACCCGGUGCCUGCCCAGAAUGUGGAAGCUCCUCCUCUUCCUCCUUCCCUUCCUGCUAUUCCUGUGGUUGUGGUUCUGGGGUCCGUCCAGUUUCCUCUCCUACCUUCCAGCCAUAAACCUGACAGAGUGGCACUCCAGAGUGGUGUCCCCCUUCACCCUCUCAUCGUUUAUCCUGACCCCUGCCCUUGUUCCCACCCCCGCCACACCACUGGAGCAGACCCCCACAGCAACCCCCAGCCCACAGGCACAGCCAGUCCUUCCCCCCAUAGUCACCGUGGACACAGAGGGCCUGGAGCGUCUGGAGCGGGUAGAGCAUGGUCUGACCCUGCUGUGGGAACGGGUGCAGCAGGGGGACCAGAGGCAGGAGCAGCAUCACGGGGACACCCUGGCCCAGUACACCCUCCUGAGGGAGCAGCUGGACAGCCAGACGGACAGAGACAGCCUGGGUCUCUGGGUCUCUGGCUUGCUGGAGCACAGGAUCACCCUGCUGAGAGGAGAGCUGGAGCAGCAGGAGGCCUCACACAGGGCACAGACUGAAGAGCAGAGGGUUCAGCAGCAGCAGAGUCAGGAGACACGGCUAGCUGAGCUGGAGGGGCUGCUGCAGGUCCUCGCUACUAAAACAGAGGCGGUGCAACAGAAACAGAGGAAGGAAGAGAGAGAGGAGACAGCCACACCAGCCCCUGCCUCUGUCCCUGUCAGUGUGGAUGUGGACCCGGAGGCCCCUGCUGCUUUGCUGGCGGAGGUGCAGAGGCUGGAGGGGGAGCUGGGUCGGAUCAGGGGCGACCUGCAGGGGGUGAUGGGAUGUCAGGGGAAAUGUGAGCAGCUGAACACAAUCCAGGAAACGGUGCCCUCCCAGGUGUCCGCCCAGGUGUCCGCCCAGGUGAGGCGGGAGCUGCAGGCCCUGUUCUACGGCUCUGACGACCAGACCCACCAGGGAGAACCAGACAUCCCCGCGGGACUCCUCCAGUGGCUGUCGUCGCGCUACGUGAGCGGGGCCGACCUGCAGACCCUCCUGACCAACCUGGAGCUCAGCAUCCUGAGGAACGUGUCGCUGCAGCUGGAGCAGAGCAGGGCCGAGGCCCGGACGGAGGCUGAGGCCAGGGCUGCAGUCAUCACCACCCAGACCCAGGCUAUUACACAGAGUGUCCAACACACCGCUGUGGGCGAGGGACUGUCUGAGGAGCAAGUGCAGCUGAUCGUCCAGAAUGCCCUGAAACUCUACUCCCAGGAUAGAACGGGCCUAGUGGACUACGCCUUGGAGUCUGGAGGUGGUAGCAUCCUAAGCACGCGCUGCUCGGAGACGUACGAGACAAAGACGGCCCUCAUGAGUCUGUUCAGCGUGCCCCUCUGGUACUUCUCCCAGUCGCCCCGCGUCGCCAUCCAGCCUGAUGUGUAUCCAGGGAACUGCUGGGCGUUUAAAGGUUCUCAUGGUUACCUGGUCAUCCGGUUGUCCCUGAGGAUCCUCCCCACAGCCUUCUGUCUGGAGCACAUCCCGAAGGCCAUGUCCCCUACCGGCAACAUCGCCAGCGCUCCGCGCAACUUCACUGUCUACGGUCUGGAUGAUGAGUAUCAGGAGGAGGGAAAGCUGUUGGGUCAAUACACCUACCAGGAGGACGGAGACUCAAUGCAGAACUUCCCUGUCAUGGAGAAGAACGAAAGGGCCUUCCAGAUCAUCGAGGUGCGGGUGCUGACCAACUGGGGUCACCCCGAGUACACCUGCCUCUACCGCUUCAGAGUCCACGGAGAACCACGCAUCCAGUGAGGCAGGAUGGCGGCCAUUUGAACUGCAUUUCUCUGCUAUCUGUAUAUAAUACUGGACAUAUUUUCUAAAUGGAGGAGGCCGGGAAAACCGAGACUGAUAUAAACGAGUGACUUCAGAAGUAUGGGGUUGGGUGUUUGAUUUAUGCUAGAAUGUGUCCAAGGGGUGUUUUGUUUUAGUACUGAAAUGGUAAAAGAAUGAAAGAAUGGACUGUAAUGAAAUGUCAGGGAAUGUGAAAGAGAAGAGAAGAGUGAAGGUAGGAGAAGCUCGGUCCCAGUCCCUCCUCCUUAAACCUGCUCUUGCACUGAAUUAGCCCUCCAGGUCAUAACCCUUUGGUUUUUGGAGGAGCGUGUUCCUCUGCCACUCUCACUCAACCA
Messenger RNA from Oncorhynchus gorbuscha (pink salmon), 4065 nucleotides. It is a transcript of the gene sun1b, whose product is annotated as Sad1 and UNC84 domain containing 1b. The record is from RefSeq and is a predicted model, not a curated record. Gene Ontology annotation, molecular function: protein-membrane adaptor activity. The transcript is spliced from 24 exons. Gene Ontology annotation, cellular component: nuclear envelope; meiotic nuclear membrane microtubule tethering complex. The coding region runs from base 332 to 3691 and encodes 1119 amino acids. Gene Ontology annotation, biological process: nuclear envelope organization. Lineage: Eukaryota; Metazoa; Chordata; Actinopteri; Salmoniformes; Salmonidae.